AGAGAGAGAGAGACGCUCACACUCUCAUAGUAAAGCGGAGGCAACUGCGCCGACGAGCUUUACACAAGGCACACAUUUUGUGCUUGAGUUGCACGGGCUUCUGUGAUACAGCCGGAUUGAGAAUUACAUUUCGUUCAAAACUUUACACUUUGCGGAGGAUUUUCCCGUCGCUCGGAACUCUGGUUCUUUCUGGUACGACUUAAGAUUUUAACAUGAAGCAGCUGAAUGGAUUACGAGGCGGCGUUUCACGCUUUCCGAAGUGACAUGGACUGUAGCGACUCUUUCCGUUCCCGUUCACCGAAUCUGUAGUGAUCAGACCGCCCGGGUUUAAACAUGGAGGCUCCCUCCAGCUUUCAGCCGCAUCCAGGACUUCAGCAAACUCUCAAGCAGUUUCACUUGAGCUCCAUGAGCUCCCUCGGCGGACCGGCAGCCUUCUCGGCCCGGUGGCAGCAGGACAUGCUGUUUAAGAAGGACGGUAAGGGCGCCGAGGUGAUGGUGAACCUCCCCGCGCAGACGCCCCCGGUCAUGCCGGGGCCCCUCUUCAUCCCGUCGGACCGCUCCACCGAGAGGUGCGAGACGGUCCUGGAGCGGGAGACGAUUUCGUGCUUUGUGGUGGGCGGCGAGAAGCGCCUAUGCCUGCCGCAGAUCCUCAACAGCGUCCUGCGAGACUUUUCCCUCCAGCAGAUCAACUUGGUGUGCGACGACCUCCACAUCUACUGCUCCCGGUGCACGGCGGACCAGCUGGAGAUCCUCAAAGUUAUGGGCAUCCUGCCCUUCUCGGCCCCCUCGUGCGGACUGAUCACCCAGACCGACGCCGAGCGCCUCUGCAAUGCCCUCAUCUACGGCGGCACGUUCCCUCCGCACGCCGACAAAGAGCUGUCGUGCUCCAUCGAGCUGGAGAGAACGGAGAAGAGCUUUAAAGUUUAUCACGAAUGCUUUGGGAAGUGCAAGGGCCUGUUCGUGCCAGAGCUCUACUCGAGCCCCAACGCGGCGUGCAUACAGUGCUUGGACUGCAGGCUCAUGUUCCCGACGCACAAGUUCGUGGUGCACAGUCAUAAAAGGCUGGAGAACAGAACCUGUCACUGGGGCUUCGACUCGUCCAACUGGAGGGCUUAUAUUCUUUUGGAUCAAGACUAUAGUGAUAAAGAGGAGAGCAGCACGCUGCAGCAGCUCCUCAAUGAGUUAAAGGGAAAAUUCGACCUGGGGAACAAGCACAAGACAUCUUACAAGGCGUACAGUCCCAUUCCCUCCAAAAAGUCCAAACAGGACCGCUCAAGAUCCCCAUCACUGGAUAAAGAGAAGCAAGCUGAUUGGCUACAGUCUCUGGCUGCAUCUGCUAAUAAGGAUUUAAAGCAGCUGCAGUUCAAGCAAAGACCUUCAGCCUUCAGGCCAUGGUCUCCCAGAGUUCCUUCUGCUGAGCGAGAAAUGCCUAGCCACGCGUAUGAGAGAUCUCCUGCUAAAGAACAAGACAGCCGGGUAGUCCCAAAUGUAUCACUGCCCCUUUCCACAUUUAAAAAUAACGAACAGCCACCGCAACGUUUCUCUCAGCCCGCUGAGAGCCACAACACAAGCAAGACAGAGGGCUCCAGGCCAAGAAAGAGGUGGCCCUCUGCAGAGAGACAAUCACAGCCGGUGGCCAAGGCCUCUCUGCCCAUUCCAGCAGUCAGACAGCGUCCUAUGGAGAAUGAGGACUCGGACACAGAAAUCGAGGUUGACAACUGUAGCAAAGUUUCUGCCUCACGUUCCUUGAUGUCCCCUCCCUUUGCCAAUGGUGUAGGGGUGAUAAACCUCAACGCUUACAGCACUGCAGAAGUGCAUGAUGAGAGAGUGAGACUGGGGGCAGCUCCUUACUCCGAGCUGGAGGUCCUCAAGCAGAUGCUCUGCAGUGACCUUAACUCUAAGGAGGCUAGAGAGAAAUUCCUCCAGGAGGUCAUCCGCAUGCGAGUGAAGCAAGAGGAGAAACUAGCUGCUGCUCUACAAGCCAAACGAAGCCUUCAGCAGGAGCUGGAGUUUGUCAGGGUGACUAAGAAGGGCAGGCUGAGGGAGGCCAUCGAGGCUAAGCGCAACCUGAGGAAGGAGAUUGAGCGCCUCCGUGUGGAGUGUGAGAAGAAAGUGCGAGAUGCCAACGAGUCCUGCGGCAGGCUGAAGAGGGAGCUGGACAGAGAGAGACAGCUCCGUGUGUGCGAUAAGGGCUGUGAGGCAGGACGUCUGAGGGCCAAGUAUUCCUCACAGAUUGAAGAUCUCCAAACAAAGCUCCAGCAAGCAGAAGUGGACCGUGAGCAGUUGAGAGAGGAUCUGCUGAAGGAGAGGGAUGCCCGGCAGAACCUGGAGAGGGUCGUCAAAGAGCUCCAGGAACAGCUGGGCCACAAAGCAGAGACGGAGGGAUACACCAUCUCAAACACACAACCGGGCGAGGGAGAGAAGAAAGAAAUGAGAGAUGACGUAUCUUAAACAUUUAAUGUGUUCAGUGUAUGGCAGUAGUUGAAGACUUUGAUUUGAGGACAAGUAGAGGAUGCCUCUAAAGCCAACACUUUUUUGGAAAAAGUACUGGAGCACAGGAGAGUGGACUCAAGUAACUGGAAAGAAGCUUGCUCGCUCCUUGAGAGGAGGACGCUCGGAGACUCUCCUUCAGUUAGCUUCUUUAAGCUAAGCUAAGGAUUUUUUUGUUAUAAGCUAUUUAAUUUUUUUGCAAAGAUACUUGAAUAAUAUUUGGGAAACGAACAUGUUUUCUAUUCACAAUACGUUGACAGAAGCAGGUGAACAACCUGCUAGUGCCGCUGAUACUCUGUAAACUAGAAAGUGUUACAAGCCAGAAUUCAAUAUAGUACACAGGUGUUGUCAUUACAAUGUUCUGCUCGCUUUUAUUUGACCUUUUUUGUUAGCUGUUGUAUUGAAAUAGUUUGCAUGAGCAACAGUGCUAUGGUGCAGCAAAGCUUUAUUAUAAGCCUACAUUCAAAAGCUUUUUAUCUUUGUAUUUUUAAUUAACAUGUACUUAAAACCCUAUAGUAUUGGCAACGAUCAAUAUGGGCUGAAUCCUAUCCUCUGUCCUGAACUACAAUAUCAAGUAUUAUACUUUACUAAUUACCAGUUUUCGCAGUCCAAACAAACAUUACAGCGUGGGGCAUGAUAUUAAUCACUCCAUGCUUCUUGUUUGAUGGUCAAAUUAAUGUUUUGUUUGUUUUUUUCAUUCAAAAUCAGAAUUGUGACAAACAUCUAAUUUUAGUCACUGGUUUUAGGGCUCAUUUAACGUAAAAAAAAAAAAAAAUGCUGUUAAUGAAAAUAACAUUUCUACUUAUAUAGAAAAUAAGGAUAUAUAUUUUUUUACUUUCUACCAAAAAAAAGAAUUGCACUUUUAAGAAAAGAUAGUUGUAUUGUGUAUUUGAAGCCCUCUGUUUUUUCAAAUCUCAGACACCAAGUAUAGAAUAAAAAGUUUUCAUAUAUUUGUUACAGAUGUGAAUACCACUUAAACGUAAAAACACAAUGUAAAUAUGAUAGCGUGCUUUACACUUCACUCUAAAUGCUUUUGCUCCAAACCAAUAGACUGUAUGUAUAAAAGAUUUAACACAUAAAUGAAUUUCUCCUAUCAUAAUUUCAACUAGAGGGCAUUUACUAUAUAAAAUCCUUAUGUAAUAUUAACAAAAAAAAAGCAUAGAUCAUUAUAUUUCUGAAUAAAUACAGUCCCUUUGGAAAUCACUUUAUAUAAUUACCAAAGCAAAGCUUCACAUUCUGAGGUUGUGGUGGAUGAAUCAGAAAUGUGACUGAUGAACUGUAAAAAGUAUUUGCUGAAUUUCUAAUGAUCUUUUAUCUCCAUUACCCCUGUCUUGAAUAAACCUGCAGUAAUACAUAUACUAACUUUUCCAUCCAUCUAUUUAUUCUGGGUACAUUUUUACUUCCCCUUCUAUAUAACGAGAUCCGUAUGCUUGCCUAUGUCAGUUUUAAACCUUUUGAUGUUUUCAUGGUCACACUAGAGAUAUGCAUUGUGUUCAGGGUCUUGUCAUAGUUUUGGUUUUGAUGUGGGUCAUUUUCGUCACUUGUUUUAAUGUUCCCCCCACGUAUAAUAACAUUAAACAGAAUCAACCAUU
Puntigrus tetrazona (Sumatra barb) is the source of this 4082-nucleotide messenger RNA. RefSeq names its product v-ski avian sarcoma viral oncogene homolog b (gene skib). Gene Ontology annotation, molecular function: RNA polymerase II cis-regulatory region sequence-specific DNA binding; DNA-binding transcription factor activity, RNA polymerase II-specific; SMAD binding. Gene Ontology annotation, biological process: negative regulation of BMP signaling pathway. Gene Ontology annotation, cellular component: nucleus. The record is from RefSeq and is a predicted model, not a curated record. The coding region runs from base 334 to 2451 and encodes 705 amino acids. The transcript is spliced from 7 exons. NCBI's taxonomy places the organism in Eukaryota, Metazoa, Chordata, Actinopteri, Cypriniformes, Cyprinidae.